AUCUCUCUAUCAUUUCGUUUCUUCCUCAUGACUCUCCUUGAAGCUUUGGCCAUUCUCAUUCUCAUAUGCCUUACCUUUUUAGUUUUUCAUUAUAAACCUCAAAACCUAAAAAGUCUUAUCAAAAGAAUCUGUCUGCCUCUUGGUAUGAUACCUGGAACCAUCACAAAGUUGCACCGACUCCAUAAUACACUCACAAGGAUUCUGAAUCGUCGUGGAGGUACUUUCAAGUGGAAAGGCCAUUGGUUUGCCAACAUGGAUAUGCUUAUCACCACAGACCCAUUAGACAUUCACCAUGUUUUGAGCAAAAACUUUCCUAAUUAUCCAAAAGGCCCAAAAUACCGUAAAUUGUUUGACAUUUUUGGAGAUGGAAUCAUUAAUAUCGACGGACAUCUAUGGGAAAUUCACCGCAAAACCAUCAUGUCGCUCUUUAGGCAACCCAACUUUCAAAGUGUUUUUGAAGCAGUUGUCUGGAAUAAAGUGGAAACAGCGCUUUUGCCGGUAUUAGAGUCUAUAUCCAAAACAGGCAUGGAAAUCGACUUGCAGGAAAUAUUUCAAAGGUUCACUUUUGACACUAUAUGCAAGGUGCUCUUAGAAUAUGACCCGCAAAGCUUGUCUCUCAACUUUCCUUACAUUCCGUGUGAGAAAGCCUGGGUAGAUAUUACAGACGGCAUGUUGUACAGGCAUCUUUUGCCCCCCAUCAUUUGGAAAUUACAACGAUUACUGAGGAUGGGGAAUGAGAAAAAGUUGAGUGACGCAUACAAUGCAGUUUAUCACUUCGUAGACAAGUGCUUAGUUAGAAUACAACAUGAGUCCAUUAACAUGGAAAGCGAACAUGUUCAUGAAAGUUUUGGAUUAGUGACAUCCCUGGUAACAGAAUUCAAAAGCCAAAGCGGCAAUUUUGGAUAUCCUCCCAAAAACUUUGUAAGGGAUACCAUAGUGACCCUCUUGGGUGCAGGGAGAGAUACAACUAGCACAACUCUCUCAUGGUUUUUCUAUCUCGUUGCAAAAAAUCCAAUCGUAGAGGAAAAGAUCCGAGAGGAGAUUCAGACGUUUCUGGAGAUGAAAGUAGAUGAUCAGAAGAACUGGAAUUCUAAAGAGGUAGGAAAACUGGUUUAUCUUCAUGGGGCUCUAUGCGAAGCCUUAAGGCUUUACCCUGCUGUUCCUUUUAACCACAAAACUCCAUUACAGCCAGAAAUCCUUCCAAGUGGCCACCACGUUACUCAAAACACCAGGAUUAUUCUAUAUUACUAUGGCAUGGGAAGGAUGGAAAAGAUAUGGGGUAAGGAUUGUACGGAAUUUAAGCCUGAAAGAUGGAUUUCAGAGAAAGGAGGUAUCAAACAUGAGCCAUCUUACAAGUUCGUGGCAUUUAGUGGUGGGCCCAGGACAUGCUUAGGUAAGGACAUGAGUUUCACUCAACUAAAGAUAGUGGCAUCUACAAUCAUUUAUCAUUAUCACAUUGAGCUGGUAGAAGGUCACCCAGUUAUUCCUAGCGCUUCCAUGGUACUUCUGAUGAAGCAUGGCCUAAAGGUGAGGUUAACCAAAAUAAGUAUUUGAGCCACACAUACUAGAAAAAAAAAACGUAAUAAAUCGAUCCGGUGUGAAAUUUCAAUUUUAUGUUAUGUUUGAUAAUGAGUUCGAUAUGUCUAAUAAAUGCUGUUGCAUAUGUGCCAUGUGUAGCAAGAACAUGUAGUCAUUGCCACAUGCAUGCAUAGCUGUUUGCAUAUAUGUCACCUAUGUUUAGAAGUUUCUAUAUAGAAGUUACUUCGUAUUUUGUAUCUAAGAUAUAUUUCGGUUUGUAAAAUGAUAAUCUUAAAGUUCUCUCUUUAUGUC
This is a messenger RNA of Lactuca sativa (garden lettuce), 1830 nucleotides long. RefSeq names its product alkane hydroxylase MAH1. The record is from RefSeq and is a predicted model, not a curated record. Gene Ontology annotation, molecular function: monooxygenase activity; iron ion binding; oxidoreductase activity, acting on paired donors, with incorporation or reduction of molecular oxygen. NCBI's taxonomy places the organism in Eukaryota, Viridiplantae, Streptophyta, Magnoliopsida, Asterales, Asteraceae.